CUCUCUCUCUCUCUCUCUCUCUCUCUCUCUCUCUCUCUCUCCCUCUGUCUGUCUGUCUGUCUGUCUUCGAAGAAGAAGAAGAAGAAGAAGAAGAAGAAGAUUGAUUCUAAUGUUUCAGUAGUUCAAUCACGGAAAGAUACAACACCAGAUGGAGGUAAAGGAUAGCGUUCUUGAUAUUCCGUUGCAAGAUCCGCCCGGUGAAGAAUUCUCUUCCAUUAAUCUGACAUGGACCAAGUUCGGAACUAAUGAGCACCACAUUGAUGAUGUGGCCCUUAUCCCAUACAAGCGCGUUGAUGCAUUUAUAAUUGGAGAAUGCUCUAAUGUCGAAUGCCCGACAAGAUUUCACAUUGAGAAAGGGAGAAAAAGAGAAAAAGGCAGCUUGAAGAACUACAAGAGUGAUGAAUAUCUUGAGUAUAGGCUGUAUUGGUGCUCGUUUGGUCCUGAGAAUUAUGGAGAGGGUGGGAGUAUCUUACCCAGUCGGAAAUAUAGACUCAAUACAAGAAACCGUGCUGCUAGACCACAAUCAAUGCGGGGCUGCACUUGCCAUUUUGUAGUGAAGCGCCUCUACGCUCGUCCGUCAGUCGCAAUGAUUAUAUACAACGACAGACGCCAUGUCAAUAAGUCGGGUUUCUUGUGCCAUGGACCGCUUGACAGAGAUGCUAUUGGCCCAGGUGCGAAGAAAAUCCCUUACAUUUGCGACGAGAUUCAGCAGCAAACGAUGUCCAUGAUUUAUCUGGGCAUUCCUGAGGAAAACAUAUUGCAAAAACACAUUGAAGGAGUUCAGCGUUAUUGUGGAUCAAAUGCCAAAGUCAAUAGCCUUGCAUCCCAAUAUGUCCAAAAACUAGGGAUGAUUAUCAAACGGUCCACACAUGAACUGGACCUUGAUGAUCAAGCUAGCAUUCGCUUAUGGGUCGAACGCAAUAAGAAGUCAGUGUUCUUUUAUCAGGAUUCUACAGAUACGGAUGCAUUUAUUUUGGGAAUUCAAACAGAAUGGCAGUUACAACAAAUGGUUCGUUUUGGUCAUCACAGUCUUAUUGCAGCAGAUUCAACGUUUGGCAUUAAAAAACUCAAGUAUCCGCUGUACUCUCUUCUUGCCUUUGACUCGAGACAACAUGCACUUCCUGUUGCAUGGGUCAUUACCCGGAGCUUUGCAAAGCAGGAUGUAUGUAAAUGGACGAAAGCUCUUGCUGAUAGAAUUCAUGCUGUCGACCCAGUUUGGAGGGUUAGUGGGUUUCUGAUUGAUGAUGCAGCUGUGGAGGUUGAUCCCAUCAGGGACAUCUUUUGCUGUCCUGUUCUUUUUAGUGUUUGGCGGAUUCGUAGAUCGUGGCUGAGGAACAUCAUCAAGAAAUGCAGUCACAUUGAAGUUCAGCGGGAGAUAUUCAAACGUCUUGGAGAAAUAAUGUACAGCGUUUGGAAUGGGGUGGAUUCUGUAAAUGCUAUGGGAGAACUAAUUCAAGAUUUUGCCGACCAAACAGCCUUCAUGCGCUACUUCAAGACAUGUUGGGUGCCUAAAAUUGAAAUGUGGCUUGCCACCAUGAGGAGUCUCCCACUGGCGAGUCAAGAAGCGAGCAGUGCCAUCGAAGCCUAUCACUUGAAGCUGAAGCUCAAACUAUAUGACGAUUCACAUCUUGGUGCGCUCCAACGAGUCGACUGGCUGGUGCACAAGCUGACGACCGAGCUGCAUUCCAGCUAUUGGCUUGCUCGCUAUGCAGAUGAAAGCGGUUCUUUCCAAGCUGUCAAGGACGAGUACAUUGCUUCCACAUCAUGGCAUAGAGCAUUGCAAAUUCCGGAUGAUGCCGUUGUGUUGGAUGAUAAAGACCACCGAUUUGCGAAGGUCACUAGCCAAAAGGAUGGCGGCCAAACACAUCUGGUGUGGAAUCCUGGAUCGGAAUUUUCUCUCUGUGACUGUUCAUGGGCAAUGCAAGGGAACCUUUGUAAGCAUGUUGUCAAGGUCAAUAUGGUCUGUCACAACCGCAAGGGUUAUCGACCAUCCAUGUCGUUUCAAUCAUUGCAACAGAUCUUAAUGGAUUUGUGGCAAAAGCCCAUGGAUGAUUCUAUUGCCCUUGAUCAGUCCAUGGCUUGGGUGGGCCUCAUGCAAGAGAAAAUUCUACGGCUGGUUGAGCUACACCAGGCCGAUGAUAUUGGUCAUGUGGUAAAUAAUCUGCCAUUGAAGUGGGUUUCUAGGAAAGGCAGAACAUCUGUUGGUAAGCCAGCAGGUGGUGCUCUGGCCCUUCCGCCUGGUUCCAAGAAGGCUCCGGCUCCUAGGAAGAGUCGGAAACGGAAGAGAUUGUCUCGGUUGAGGGGUCCCGCUUCUGCCUGAAGGUGUAUCCACAGGAGCUCAAAUGUACUUAUCGGUCAUGAAUGUUCUGAAAUUCUUUGUGCAUCAUGGAUUGACUACUCGAAGAGUUGGAUGCGACUUUUCUGAGUCGACUCAGACUCAGUUGGGAUUGAACUGGUUCAAUGCCACAAUUCACCCUUGGAUUCACUCAUGACUUGGUGGAGUUGGGCUGAUUCACCUUGACUUGGGCGAGUCACAACUGGAAUCAGACCCAGAUGAGUCGGGAUAAGACCUCUGCUUGCCAAGUCAGAAAGCUAUGUUGUGCAUUGCUCCAUGGCAUCAGGAUUUUUGUAAUCAAGUCUUACAGGGCUUACUUUGGCAGAGUUGUAGCGACCCAUGAGAAGAGAACCUGUUCGAUGCUGGGGAGUUAAUGAUACUCAGGCAGAAAAUGACGGGUGAUACACAGGUUCUCAUAAGUUGUACAUGUAGCAUGCAUUGAUUGAAUUAAACCAACUAAAUUGUGGAGCUCGGUCACUAAUUCACCAUCCCAAAAUUAGAUUGUUUGUACGACCCUAACGUCUGAUUCAUGGACGACGCUUGAAAUAUAUGAUGAUUGGAUAUUUCAUUCUUAACCA
Molecule: messenger RNA, 2913 nt
Organism: Magnolia sinica
Lineage: Eukaryota; Viridiplantae; Streptophyta; Magnoliopsida; Magnoliales; Magnoliaceae
Exons: 6
Coding region: 149-2320 (723 amino acids)
Molecular function (GO): zinc ion binding
Source: RefSeq, a predicted model, not a curated record